UGCCACCAGUAUCGCGGACGUAGCUCGGCAAGGUGCCUCCUCGACGGCGCACACGACUGGUUCCAACUCGGCGAUAGACCCCCUUUCUCAGCACAUAUUCAGACGAAAGAGCACGGAACCGUCAAUACCGCAGCGCUUGACCCAGAUGGCCGAGGGACUGACGCGGGUCAGCUCCGAGGUCUCGAGAAAUAAUGCGGCGCCUGUGGGGGAGGUCGCUAGGGACAGGAGCAAGAAGGGAGGAGGCUCGUUCCUCAGCCGGCUGGGCAUGCGGCCCGGCAAGAAAAAGGAUCUCGUGGAUCUCGACUCCGACUCGGAACUCGGAGGCGAAACGCGCAUGGACGGUGUCAAUGCACGCGUUUUCAGUCAGACCCUGGGGAGCCCCUUGGUGGGUGGAGGCUACGUGCCCCAUCACAAGGAGCCCCCGCGAUAUAUACGGACGCGGUCGAGCAACAAGCGAACCCGAGAGUUCAAUCGUGUCUUUCUUGCCCAGGAGCUAGUUGGAACAAGACCGCCCGAGAACGACGAAGACGCGGCUGCGGAGGCCGGCAAGGCACCCAUGGUGUCUGUCAGCGUGGCCGGCACAGGCGAUAGGAGAGCAGUGAGGUCGGGAGGCGCUAUCUGGGCAAGCGAAUUCAGCAAAGACGGGCGAUUUCUCGCCACAGGAGGCCGCGACUAUGUGGUCAGGGUUUGGGCCGUGCUCUCGACGGCCGAAGAACGCCGCGCCCAUGAAGAGGACGAGGUGGUCGGUGGCGACGUUGGGGAAAGGCUCAGCGCGCCUGUGUUUAGGGAGCAGCCGGUAAUGGAGUUCAAGGGGCACACCGGGGAGGUGCUCGACCUCAGCUGGAGCAAGAACAACUUCCUGCUGUCGUCGUCGAUGGACAAGACUGUCAGGCUGUGGCACAUGAGCAGGUCAGAAUGCCUAUGCACAUUCAAGCACAAGGACUUUGUGACCCGCUUGGCCUUCCAUCCUCGCGACGACCGCUUCUUCUUGGCCGGCUCCCUCGACACUAUGCUCCUGCUGUGGAGCAUCCCCGACAAGGCGGUCGCAUUUUCGGCCCAGCUGCCAGAUCUCGUCACCGCCGUUGCGUUCUCACCGGACGGAAAGGUGGCCAUCGCAGGGCUGCUGAACGGGUAUUGCAUGUUCUACGAGACGGAAGGGCUGAAACUGAGCUCGCAGAUUCACGUGCGGUCGUCCCGGGGAAAGAACGCGAAGGGGAGCAAGAUCACGGGCAUCCAGACCAUGACCAUCCCGCCGCCGAAUCCGUUAGACACGGGAACCUCUCAAGCCCCAGAUUCGGUUGCUUCGGCGUCGGCGGCGGCCCCAGCGGACGGAACAGGCGUUAGGGAGGAGGUCCGGGUGCUCAUCACGUCAAACGACAGCCGCGUACGGGUAUAUAACUUGCACGACAAAAGUCUUUUACUCAAGCUCAAAGGUCACGAGAAUGCAUGCAGCCAGAUUGCCGCCACCUUCUCCGACGACGGAAAGCACAUCAUCUGCGGAAGCGAGGACCGAAAGACAUUUAUCUGGAGCAUGACAGGCGGCAGUGCGCUUGUCCAGGAUAAGGACAAAUCUCCCUGCGAGUACUUUGAGGCGCACGGGGACAUCGUCACGACGGCGCUGUUUGCGCCAACCAAGACGCGCAUGCUGCUCGGCCAGAGUGGCGACCCGAUUUACGACCUCUGCAACCCACCACCCGUGGUUCUCCAGAGUUUGGAGGAGGCGGCCAGCGCGGCGGCUAGCCAGGUCGCUCUCACCAACGACUCGCAACAAAGCAGGCCGCACGAGCCGGUUGGCAAACGACCCGAACCCAGCCCGGCAUACAUUGCGAGAUCGACGCACUACGACGGCCACAUCAUCGUCACGACCGGCGAUACUGGCAUCAUCAAGGUGUUCCGACAGGACUGCGCGUACGCGAAGCGCCGACACGAGAGCUGGGAGACGGGCAGCACCUUCAGCCGCAAGCUCGGCGCCGGCGGCAGGCUGGGCCGCAGCGGCAGUGUCUUGACGCGGACCAGCGCCGGGAGCACCGCACAUAGCCGGCGCGGCUCGCUCAGCCAGCCGGUCCCGCCCAGCGUGCUCGGCUCUCCCCAAUUCCACGCCGUUGGCGCGCACCCGGACCGCAUCUUGAGCUGGCGGCAAGGGAUCGAGCACGGCGGCGACAGGCGCUCUGCCCUGCUGGCGGACGGCAGCAGCACGCCGGCCCGGAGCGAGCGGUCGCUCAGCCCGGCAAAGGCCAGCAGGACGUCGCUGAACUCCGCGUACAACUUGGCGAGCGAGGGGAGAAAGCAACCCUACGGGGGCGCGUCGCCGGCUCGUAAUCGGGCGAGCAGCGCCGUGACCAGCCCCACGGCAAGCGUGUUUAGCAGUCCGCCGGAGAGACACCCAUCGCGGUCGCUCACAGAAAGCGUGCUGACCAAGCAGCGGCGGACCUCGAAGCCGCAGGAGGAACCGUCGGCCCCGCCUACGCCCGGGUUCACGCUUUACUCUGCCUCGGCCGAGGAGGCCGACCAGUCGCCGCAGUCGGAGUCGGCGGCAGGGGCGGGGAGCACGUCCUUCUGGAAUCUGGGUCGGUGGCGGGCGAUCACCGCAUUUAAGGCGGGAUCUUCUAGUCAGGGGGCUGCAGGCACGAGGACGAAGAGCAUUGGCAGUCGGCCGUCGCUCUCGAUAUCGCGGCAGCACGCGGAUAGUUCGUGCGAUGAGAGGGAGGGGAGCGGGGGCCAGGCGGAGGGAGGAGGAGGGAUUGCGGCAUCUCGGCGACAGAGUGCCGGCGGCGAUGGUAAGUCUCGCGGGAGAAAGUCGCUGCCGGGCGGGUCGUCGGUACAAGAAGGUAGCGAUUCGGAUGCUCCUUCGGUGCCGGUCAAUGGCGGCGAGACAGAGAAUCGCGGCUCGCGAGACUAAGUUCCCGCCGAAGGGCAUGGUUCGCCAUUUCGGGGAGA
Molecule: messenger RNA, 2937 nt
Organism: Thermothelomyces thermophilus ATCC 42464
Lineage: Eukaryota; Fungi; Ascomycota; Sordariomycetes; Sordariales; Chaetomiaceae
Exons: 3
Coding region: 146-2899 (917 amino acids)
Molecular function (GO): protein binding
Source: RefSeq, a predicted model, not a curated record